Protopterus annectens (West African lungfish) is the source of this 5768-nucleotide messenger RNA. RefSeq names its product coiled-coil domain containing 171 (gene CCDC171). The transcript has 21 exons. The coding region runs from base 148 to 3330 and encodes 1060 amino acids. The record is from RefSeq and is a predicted model, not a curated record. Lineage: Eukaryota; Metazoa; Chordata; Ceratodontiformes; Protopteridae.
GUGAGUUUUGUUGUCGCCUCAGUCUUCAAAACAUGGCGUUACUUUUAAACUGUCUGUGACGGCAUGGGGCAACUGACUUGAGAUAUUAUAUCCUUGCCAAGGAAAAAUUGAGUGGACUCUGUAUUUACAGAUAGACCAGUAAAGAGCAUGACAUCUCGACCUUCAGGAAAUACGGAUACUGAUGAAACUAAAAAGAUGCAUAAUACUGUCUGUGAUCUCCAGAGUGAAAUUAAGCACUUAACAAAAGGAAGUGAGCUAGAGUUUGAUAUCAUUGCUGACUUAAGAUGGAAAUUGAACCAAGCAGAAAAAGCAAAACUAGAACUCACUACAAAGAACAAUGAAGAGUUAGCUAGAUAUGAAACCCAGAUUACAAGGCUCCGAGCACAACUAGAAAGAGGUGAGGCUAAGCGUCAGAAUCUAGAAUAUGAGUUGGCUCUUUCCAGAAAGGAGGCUGGUAUUCAUCAAUGUACUUCAGAAGAAAGACUUGCUACUCUAAAUUUAAUUCAGGAGCAGCUCGCAGCACAGAAAUUAGAACUGAAACAGAAAAGAGAAGAAUUAGAAAAAGCACUAAAAAUUUCUCAGGAAGCUCGGGAAGAUGACCACCAAAGAUUUCAGGCUGAAUUGGAAGAGAGAGAUAACAUAAUUCAGCAAUGCAAUGCAGAAAAUGAAUCCCUAAGAGCCGAAAUAAUUAGACUAGAAAAUGUUCUACAGGAGCAAGAAGAUACAUUGGAAGAAAUGCAGAAAAAGUUGAAGGAGUUGGAAAUACUUAGGACUAGUCAUUUAGAAGCAAUGCGGCUUCAAGCAAGUGAGCUUGAAUACAGUUCUGAGAGAGAGGAACGGCUGAAAAAAGAGCUUGAGGCAGCUGUUCAGAGGGUAAAACAUUUGGAAGAAAGCAUUGAAACAGAAAGAGCAACACAUUUAGAAUCAAAAUUCAAUUCUGAAAUCAUCCAGCUUCGGAUUCGUGACCUUGAAGGAGCACUUCAGGUAGAAAAAGCCAGUCAUGCAGAAGUGGCUUCUAAUUUGGAAAUGAUCAAACAACAAUUCAGAGAGGUUGAAAAAGCAUAUGAAAGAGAAAAAAAGAAACAGCUAGAGAUCACUGGAAAGCUACACAAAUUGGAGAGUGAGCACUUGUCAGCAGUGAAGCAGUUAAACAAGGAGGUGGAAGAAAAGAAAAAAAUUAUUGGAGACCUUUCAAAAAAACUUCAAAACAUUCAAAAAGAUAACACAGAAUUAAGGGAAGAACUUAAUAUGGCUAAGAAACAUCAAGCUUUUCUGGAAGAGACGUAUGGGGGCAGCAUGAGAGAACUGGAGCUUCUCUUGGACAGCUUUGCAGUGUCAGGCAUGCGGAAAUCAGGCAUUUGCCAGGACAGAGAUAAACCCCACAGCCCCUCUGCCGUCCUUGAGACUUUGAGACAUACUUUGACAGAUUACCAGAGCCGGCUAGAAGACACAUCUAAUGAGCUGGACAGACAGAAAACUAUAUGUGAGAAGAUGACUGAAGAAUGCAAGUUUUACAAAGAAAUGAAAUUGUCUCAGGACAAAAAUCUUGAGGAAUUCAAGAUGGAGAUAAUGAAAACCAAAAAAGAACUCAAUAAUUUGCACGAGGACUGUGCAAAUAGGGAAUCUGCAGUGGAAUGUUUAAAAAGUGAAAUGAAUAAUAUGCAGCAGAGAUUUCAGAUGGAGUAUGCUCGUGCUGCAGCAGCUGAAGAAGAAAUCCAGAAGAUAACUGAAAUUCACAAGAAGGAUUCUCAGGAGAAGCUGACCUUCCUCCACAGUUUAUAUCAACGUUUGGUAGCAGGCUGCGUGCUAAUAAAACAUCCAGAGGGCAUGCUGGGUAAAUUCUCUUGGCAUGAGCUUUGUGCAGUCCUACAGGAGAAUGUUGAUGCCAUGACCUCAGACCUUAACAAGGCUAAUGAGAAGAUGUCCUAUUUGGAAAAUCUUUGUAAAAGCAAGGUUGAUACCAUAAAGGAGCUGCAGAAGACUCAAGAAGAUGCUUUUAGCAAAGUGGCUGAGCAGAUGAAGGAGCGUGAGAUCAGCUGGCAGAAGCAGAACAAAAAUUUAGAACAGCAUUACUCUGCUCUUAUUGGAGAAGUUCAUACAAGGGCACAGAAAUGUCAGGAAAUAGCUGAUAUAAGCAAGGAAAAAAUUGCUGGCCUGGAAAAAGUCAAGGAUCACCUUGCCCUUGAAAACUCUCAUUUUAGAAACUUGCUUUCCGUCUCUCAAAAGGAGCAUGCAUCUUUGUUAGUAGCCUGUGCACUUUUGGCAGGUGCUCUCUACCCUUUAUAUGGCCGUGCAUGUGUCCUAUAUACACAGAAAAACAUUCUUCAAAAUCAGAUUAACACAUUUGAAACUGUUAAACAUGAACUGUGGACUUUGAUUCAGGCUUUGUCUGGGGAAUCUAGAAAGAAUAGAGAGGAAUCCAGGAAAAAGAAAAAAUGUUUCAGUGGAAUGAUAAGGAUUUUUAGGAAAAGUGCCAUUGUUAUAUUGGCAGUAAAUCGACUUAAGUCUUUGGGGCGAUCAUCAAGGCGCAUCUUCAGUUGGACUGAGGGCUACAGAGGAGGUGUGGGUCUCUUGAUAUGCAGUGGUGGGUCCAGAUCUGUACACAGUCUGUCAAGUCAACAGAAUGAACAUGCCCUGAAAUGGUUUACCAGUGCUAACCUUCAGUCUGCAGUAGUAGGAUCUGUGGCUGAAUUACUGGAAGUAGUUAGCAAAGCAGAUCACAGCUGUUUUACUUCUGGUCACUUACUUAUAAAUGCUGCUCAGAAUUCAUUUACAAAGCUCAUGAACAGACUGAGGACAGAAAUGGACAAUGACUCGCUGGACAGUUGUGUGAACUACUAUGAUAAAAGUGCAUUGAUUCAGAGACUUAGCCAUGGGCUUCACAGAGUUAACACAAAUAUUCUGAAAUCGGGACACCCAGUUUCGGUUUCCAUCAAGCACAACCUGACAGCCUUACAGAAGCAUAUCCUUGCAUUUACACAAAGACUACACACAGCAGAAGUGGAGCGCCGUGCUUUACGGUUGGAGCUUGCCGCAUAUAAACAAAAUGUGAGUGACCUGAAGAGAGAUGCCAACAAAUCCCGAAGUUUGGAGGAGCAGCUAAAUGAAUUCAGACAAGCUUCUCAAAAUAUGGUCCCUUUUGAAAAAUUUGAGUGUGCCUGUACUGAACUGAACAGUGCAUUACAGCGAGAACAGCAGGCACAGCUUUUGUUAAAUGAACAGGCACAUCAGCUGCAUGAACUGAAUUUACGACUGGAGCUGCAUUCCAGUGAAGAAGCUGACAAGGAUCAAACUCUCAGUGAAGCUGUAAAGGAUCAUCGGUGGACAUGACUAGACAACAGCUGUAACUGAAGAGGGAAAGAGAACUAUCAUGCCAGUGUUGUGAAUUAAACAAGAUUUUUUGUAUUCUUGAAGGUUUAUUUGGCAUGAGUACAUUUCCUGAUACGGGAGCUAGAGAAAAAAAAGGAGAAUCUUUCAUUAAUAGGUUUUAUGUUAGUGAUUUUGAUGCACUGCUCAGACAAACAAUAUUUUAAAAGUAAGUCAUAUACAGAAAUAAGAGCACCAGAGAACAAUCGUAUAGAUCAAGAUCAUAUAAGGGACUGGUGACUGCAAUCCUAUGAACAAGAAAGGCAAACACAUUAAUUUGAAAUCUUUUUGAUCUUGUCCUUCCCUGAAAGUAAGCAAACUCUCUUUAAGUAACUUUCCCUUUUCUGUAACUUGAGAUUAGACUAGUUUAUCCCUUCUUGUAAAAGGACACAAAAGGUCCAGACUUCAAAAUGCUAAGCUUCCAAGCCUUUUUCCUUUAUUUCUGAAGAAGUCUAGAUAUUGACUUUGGAUCUGGAAGUUUUAAAGUUUUUUUCCAACCAUUUGAUCCAUUGAUAGUCAGAAAAAAAAAUCAUGACUAAGGAAAAAAAAUCGUCUUACUGUUCAACUUCAUGCUUCUCUUCUAUACACUGUAACUGGCCAAGACUACACUGUAAUAACCGUGGAAUAAAUAAAUAAUUAAGCUGAGGGUUCUGGGGAAAUAAAGAAGAUACAGCAACUCCAUGAUACAUUUUAUAGUCAUUGUCCAACCUUUUAAUCCAGUGAUGGGAUAAGUAAAAAAAUUUUUUUUUCUUCUUUCAAAGAAGACACAAGUUGUAUCUGACUAAAUAACAAUUCACAAAAAACUAAGCGGUCAAAUUUUGCAAGGAUAAAUAAAUCAUAUUUGGGAGUAGUGUUUCUUUACCCUUCAAAAAAUACUGUUAUAUUCUGUGUAUACAUCUGGUGUUAGAGCAGGAUGAAGACACAAAUGGCCGCGGUCAUAUAUUGCAUGAUGAUUAUCUUGCUGCCGUUGGAACAUGUAUACAUCAUGCAUCCUCACCCCUGCCACCAAAAAGACAGUGACCUUCUGUGUACCAUUCUGAUGUCAUUCUGGGAGGAAAGUGAAUGAGCAAGUAGAAUACAGUAAAAUAUUCAGCCUGCUGCUGUCAGAUGUAUAUAAUGCCAUGCCUCCUUACCAUUCAAAAUGGCCACGUGUAUAUGCAUUGGAAAGCUUUGCUGUCACUAAGUGGUGUCAGUGUUGGUUUUUUCUUUGCUUCCAUAUAUUUCAUAAGAUCAGUAAGAUGUUUGAUUGUGAGGAACAUGGGAAAAAAGACAAUGGUCACAGAAACUUGCUCAUAUUUCUUGUUGCUAAACAGUAUACUGCCCAUAGGAAAGCUGUAGUGACCUGUUCACACCUGUGAGGUUUGCCAGAAAAGUUAAGGAAAUAAUUUCUUUACUCUUCAUAGCCCCCGCACAAGCUAUAACGGCAUUCUUUGUACACCUCAGAAGUUUGACUUUUAAGGAAAAUUAAAGUAGUAAUGGUCACACUGUCCCCAGAACCCUCCCCCCACAAGCUACAGCGAUCUUCUGUCUACACCUCUGAGCAGUGUAGCUCUAGACUAUAUGAGGCUCAAGGCAAGGACCACUCCUAACUGUGUGUCGUAAUACACUUGUACAAUCUGGGGUUUGGAGGCCACUAGACCCUCUGAAGCUUGGAGAUGUUUGUCAUUCAUACGGCUUCAUUGGCAUUUUGGGUUAUCUGCCAUGGAAACCCAGUACUGUCCAGCUUUUAAAAGCUCAGCCUCCCCUUCCUCUUUCUUCCUGUGAUACAUGAUUGGCUCAGCAUAUUUGUAGAGGGAAGCCUUCAGCUGUCACAUGAAGGGAUUAUUCAUUCUUUUUCUGCCAUCCAAAGAGGAAAAUCUUCUGACUCUUCACAAGAUCCAGUGUUGAUUUUUCCUGCUUACUGCUUAGGUGGUAAGCCCCAUUUAGGGACUGCCUUCCUCUCAUUUAUUAUUUGAUUUAUUAUGCUAUCUCUAUUUUUAUGUUUAUUUAAAAACAAUAUUUAUUUUAAUGUUUUAUUUCUGUCGGUGUUUACAUUAAUUCCUGUGAGAAUUUCUGCAUGUAACAGUGUUUAUUUGGCUUCUGUGUUUGCCAAAUUCUUGUUUUUACUGUUUCUGAAAAAACUAAGUAUUUCUGUCAGAGGUGCAGUGUGUAUGUCUGUUGUUGGAUGCUAGGAGCUGUUGCGUGCAGUCAGAAUGGCAAAUUAAUCGCACCUGUCUUUGCUGUUGCUACUGUACUUUAUUUUCAUCUUUUUUUUCAGCAUUUAUACAUUAUUUACAUCUGUGUGUUUUAACAUCAGGUCACGACUUUACAACAAAAGAAAUUAUCUGUAUGUAUUAUGGAGAUUUUACACUCUCCAAGAAAAUAUUGUUUAAAUUAUUAAACCUUAUUUUAUUGCAGUUUAA